UGGAUGGUCUCGCCGCCUCAGUGCCCGGGUGUGCUAGCCGCCGCCGCCGCCGUGGUCUGCAGGAGCUGCGGAGCCGAGAUGAGCGCAGAGGAGAAUCCAGCCAGCAAGCCCACACCGGUGCAGGACGUGCAGGGCGACGGGCGCUGGAUGUCCCUGCACCAUCGGUUUGUGGCCGACAGCAAAGAUAAGGAACCCGAAGUCGUCUUCAUUGGAGACUCUUUGGUCCAGCUAAUGCACCAGUGCGAGAUCUGGCGGGAGCUCUUCUCUCCUCUGCACGCACUUAACUUUGGCAUUGGCGGUGACAGCACGCAGCACGUGCUGUGGCGGCUGGAGAAUGGCGAGCUUGAACACAUCCGGCCCAAGAUUGUGGUGGUCUGGGUGGGUACCAACAACCACGGGCACACGGCUGAGCAGGUGACUGGUGGCAUCAAGGCCAUUGUGGAACUGGUGAACCGGCGGCAGCCCCAGGCCCGAGUCGUAGUGUUGGGCCUGCUUCCACGGGGCCAGCACCCCAACCCACUUCGGGAGAAGAACCGACAGGUGAACGAGCUGGUGCGGGCAGCGUUGGCUGGCCACCCACGAGCCCACUUCCUGGAUGCCGACCCUGGCUUUGUGCACUCGGACGGCACCAUAAGCCACCAUGAUAUGUAUGAUUAUCUGCAUCUGAGCCGCCUGGGCUACACACCUGUCUGCCGGGCCCUGCACUCCCUGCUUCUGCGUCUGCUGGCCCAAGACCAGGGUCAGAGCGUCCCUCUGGUGGAGCCUACACCCUAAGCAACCUGCCUUCCCACGCAUUAAAUUCUUGCUUCGCAGU
Messenger RNA from Trichechus manatus latirostris (Florida manatee), 814 nucleotides. RefSeq names its product platelet activating factor acetylhydrolase 1b catalytic subunit 3 (gene PAFAH1B3). Gene Ontology annotation, cellular component: cytoplasm. The transcript is spliced from 6 exons. The coding region runs from base 4 to 774 and encodes 256 amino acids. The record is from RefSeq and is a predicted model, not a curated record. Gene Ontology annotation, molecular function: platelet-activating factor acetyltransferase activity. Lineage: Eukaryota; Metazoa; Chordata; Mammalia; Sirenia; Trichechidae.